AUGGAACUGCAGCUCUCUGACCCCAAGAAUUUGGAGGACCUAUUCUUGGCCGGUUGGAGUUCUUUACCCAUCUGGGUCUUAGGAGCACGUUCUGAUGAACAAUGUGAUCAGCUCAAGCAUUUGAAUAUCGAUCACGUAGUGGCGUCCCAUUCAGUACAACGAGCUAUCAUUAACGUUGACGAGAGUGCAAGAAAACGGGCCCGUCGAAUCGUGGCCGCUCUUCGCGACUUUAAGACCAUGGCUGUGUCAUCGGGCUGUGGCAUCACCAACGGUAAUGGCCUGUCCCUCUCUUCUGUUACCGGACAGUUCGUGUCAAAAGAGUCCUUUAAGGUGAAACUCAAGUUUAGCACACCAAAACGUCGAGAGUAUCGUAAAAUAAUCUACCUGUAG
Molecule: messenger RNA, 390 nt
Organism: Gregarina niphandrodes
Lineage: Eukaryota; Apicomplexa; Conoidasida; Eugregarinorida; Gregarinidae
Exons: 1
Coding region: 1-390 (129 amino acids)
Source: RefSeq, a predicted model, not a curated record